AACAUAACACAACAUUAGAAGAAAGCUCGUAGUAACUAUAAAAACGAAUUCAACUAAAUAGAGAGAAGAGUUAGUAAGCUAGCUCUUCUAGUUUUGCAGCCAUGGCAUCCCAUGCAGCUCUUGCUUCUUCAAGAAUUCCAGCCAAUACUAGGCUGCCCUCCAAGCCUUCCCACUCUUUCCCCACUCAAUGCUUCUCUAAGAAACUUGAAGUAGCUGAAUUUUCUGGGCUAAGAUCCAGUUCUUGUAUGACCUUUGCCAAGAAUGGCAGAGAGGCUUCCUUCUUUGAUGUUGUGGCUGCUCAACUCACUCCCAUGACAUCUGGAUCAGCCCCUGUCAAAGGACAAACCGUGGCCAAAUUGAAGGUGGCAAUCAAUGGAUUUGGACGCAUAGGUAGGAACUUUCUCCGGUGCUGGCAUGGCCGCAAAGACUCGCCCCUUGAUGUCAUCGUCGUCAAUGACAGUGGCGGUGUCAGGAAUGCAUCCCACUUGCUGAAAUAUGAUUCUAUGCUUGGCACCUUCAAAGCUGAUGUGAAAAUUGUGGAUGACUCAACCAUAAGUGUUGAUGGUAAGAACAUUAAGGUUGUCUCCAGCAGAGACCCCCUUAAGCUCCCAUGGGCCGAGCUUGGCAUUGACAUUGUUAUUGAGGGAACUGGUGUGUUUGUGGAUGGACCUGGAGCUGGGAAACACAUUCAAGCUGGUGCUAAGAAAGUUAUCAUCACAGCUCCAGCCAAAGGUGCUGAUAUUCCAACUUAUGUUGUUGGAGUAAAUGAACAAGACUAUUCACAUGAGGUUGCCAACAUAGUCAGCAAUGCUUCUUGCACCACAAACUGUUUGGCUCCCUUUGUGAAAGUCUUGGAUGAGGAAUUUGGUAUUGUGAAGGGUACCAUGACAACCACUCACUCUUACACUGGAGAUCAGAGGCUUUUGGAUGCAUCACACAGAGACUUGAGGAGAGCAAGAGCAGCAGCACUAAACAUCGUGCCAACAAGCACAGGAGCAGCCAAGGCAGUGUCCCUAGUGCUGCCCCAGCUGAAGGGCAAGCUCAAUGGGAUCGCUCUACGUGUUCCCACCCCCAACGUAUCAGUGGUGGACCUUGUCAUCAACGUCGAGAAGAAAGGUAUCUCCGCCGAAGAUGUCAAUGCAUCAUUCAGGAAGGCCGCCGAGGGCCCACUCAAAGGCAUUUUGGAUGUUUGUGAUGUCCCUCUCGUCUCUGUUGACUUUCGUUGCUCCGACGUGUCUUCCACCAUUGACUCUUCCUUGACUAUGGUCAUGGGUGAUGAUAUGGUCAAGGUGGUUGCCUGGUACGACAACGAGUGGGGUUACAGCCAAAGGGUGGUUGAUUUGGCUCACCUGGUGGCCAACAAGUGGCCAGGUACCUCGGAAGCCGGUAGCGGAGAUCCAUUGGAAGAUUUUUGCAAGACAAACCCUGCUGACGAGGAGUGCAAAGUAUAUGAAGCUUAAGUCUAUUGAUGGAGUCUCUCAUUCUUGGGCUAAAUUAUUGUAUCUUGUUGUAAAGGGACCCAAUGCCACUACCAUUGCCUUUGGCUAUUUAUUUCUCAUUCAAUGUUUUCUUUUGUAAUUGGAUUGGAUUUGAGAAAGACUUAAAAUAGAUGAUGAUGAACCUAUUAAAUUA
Molecule: messenger RNA, 1632 nt
Organism: Humulus lupulus (European hop)
Lineage: Eukaryota; Viridiplantae; Streptophyta; Magnoliopsida; Rosales; Cannabaceae
Product: glyceraldehyde-3-phosphate dehydrogenase B, chloroplastic
Exons: 9
Coding region: 102-1460 (452 amino acids)
Biological process (GO): glucose metabolic process
Cellular component (GO): chloroplast
Molecular function (GO): NAD binding; NADP binding; glyceraldehyde-3-phosphate dehydrogenase (NAD+) (phosphorylating) activity
Source: RefSeq, a predicted model, not a curated record